AUGCAGAGAGGAGCAAGGAGUGUGAGAGUAGUCCGAGGAGAUGUACCAAGCCAGCAAAUAGGCUCAGAAGGACAAGUCGAUGGAGAACAAGAGGAGAAUGGAGCUUCUGGAGGGGUAGACAGCACUGAGGGCCAAGGUAAGGAGCCAACGAUAUCGGAUCUGAUUUCUCUUCUCCGUUCACAUAUGGGCCAGCAGGAGACCAGAGAGGCUAAACAGAAGGAGGAAAGUGCAAAGCAAGAACAACGUUUUAAAGCACUUCAACACCAGUUUCAGUUGUUACAGGUAGAAGUACAAGCCCGCACUUCUCCAGUGCCUGAAGGUCAGGCAGCUGAAUCACCUGAUCCAGAAUCUCUAGAUGAUGACAUUCUUCCUCAAGCUGGUCCCAGUAUAUCAGUUACUGGUUCAUCAGGUCAGUCCCAUUUUCUGGAGCCUAAGUUACAAAAGCUCACCGACGAGGAUGACAUUGAACAUUUUUUGAUUACCUUCGAACGCAUUGCAAUGGCCUGUCGGUGGCAAAGAAAUGAUUGGGUUUUUCACCUUGUACCACUGCUUACAGGCAAAGCAAGAGGAGCAUAUGUACAUAUGGAUGUUGAUGAUUCUUUGGAUUAUGACAAGGUUAAGGCAGCUAUUCUUUAUAAAUAUGAUAUCAAUCCUGAGACCUAUAGGCAGAGAUUUCGAUCUCUUGAUGUAAACCCUGCAGAAAGCCCUAAAGAGUUGUAUGCACGGCUGAAGGAGCUUUAUGUAAAGUGGGUCCACCCUAAAGAUAAAACCGUUCAGGACAUUGGGGAAAUUCUCAUCCUUGAGCAAUAUUUACGAAUGCUAUCUCCUGAGUUGCAGGUGUGGAUAAAAGAGCAUAAUCCACCUUCUGCUGCAGAGGCUGCAAAGCUGGCUGAUGUUUUUGUGGCGGCACGGAAAAAGGGACAGCCUUGGAGCUUCAUGGCUUGGAAAACAAAGGACAGCCGGAAAUCAUUCCCGCAAAGACCAGCUGCCAAUGUGAGUAGGGCUUCAUAUAGCCAUCCACCCAAUGAGUCUUUGAGGUCCCCGGCUAAAACCUUGGUAUGCUAUCUUUGUGGAAUGGAAGGUCAUACAAAGCCCAUGUGCCCUGAAAACUCCGCUAAAUUAACCCAAAUGUGCUUUGUGCCUCGAAACCAUGAUAACUCUGAGAUAAAAUUAGACAGAGGGUUAAAGAUGACAUCAGUUGAGAUUAAUGGUGAUACAUUAAAGGCACUAAUUGAUACAGGUAGCACACAGACUCUUGUACACAGACAGUUUGUCCCCUUAAAUAGUAUUAAUAUGACUGAGAUGAUUCCUGUUUGUUGUGUUCAUGGCGAUGAAAAGCCUUAUCCAACAGCAGACCUAUACAUCAAGGUGCAAGAACAGGUUUAUCUUCUGAAUAUUGGGGUUGCUGAUAAUUUGCCAUUCCCUGUUAUAUUAGGCCGAGAUCUACCUGUGCUGUUUGACCUUUUGGAUUAUAGCCACACAUGCAAUGUUGCAGUAACUAGGGCUCAAGCUAUGAAGCCAGCAGAUGCCACUCAGACCCUUAGUGCUCUGCCAUUUUAUGAGGCAGAAUUGGAGACAGCACCCAGGAAGUUGCGCAAGUCCCGCAUGGAGAGAAGGCGAGAGAAAUUUCAUCAUACUACUGUGAAAGCAUCUCCCGUCUGUGAGCCUGAGAUGUCUUUGGACUUUAAAAUCCCAACUAAUAUCACUGAAAUGCAACACAAUGAUCCAGUAUUGACACCCUUUUUUCAGAAAGCCAAAAAGCAAGGACAUGAGAUGGAACCAGAUAUUAACAGCAGUGAGGAUUUUUUUCUGAAAGAUGGCAUUCUUUAUCGGCGGCAAGGAUCACAGGUACAGCUGAUGGUUCCUAGUGGAGCCAGGGAGGUAGUACUGAAUUUGGGGCACUCUGUGCCGUGGGCAGGACAUUUAGGGAAGCAUAAAACCAUGGCUCGCAUUAGGAAGCAUUUCCACUGGCCGGGCCUGCGUGCUGAUGUGGCCCAAUUUUGUAAAAGCUGCCCUCAGUGCCAAAAGACUUCCAUCAAAACCCCCUCCAGAGCUCCACUUCAGCCUUUGCCAGUUAUUAGCACCCCAUUUGAACGGUUGGGGAUGGAUGUUGUCGGACCUGUUGAGAAAAGCAGAGCAGGAAACCGUUACAUGCUGGUAAUAACUGAUUAUGCCACAAAGUACCCUGAAGUUUUUCCUCUGAAAUCUAUAAAGGCCAAGUCUGUGGCAUUUUGUCUGGUGCAAUUUUUCUCAAGGGUGGGAUUCCCUCGUGAGAUCCUGACAGACCGUGGGACUAACUUUAUGUCAACUUUAUUAAAGCAGGUCUACCAGCUUCUUGGCAUCAAAGGACUAAGGACUACUCCAUACCAUCCUCAAACAGAUGGCCUGACUGAGCGCUUUAACCAGACCCUGAAGCAGAUGUUGCGCAAGUUUGUGAAUGACACUGGUACUGACUGGGAUCAGUGGCUGCCUUACCUCCUCUUUGCGUAUAGAGAAGUACCCCAAGCUUCUACUGGCUUCUCACCUUUUGAACUGUUGUAUGGUCAUGAAGUAAGGGGGCCCCUCUCUUUGCUAAAAGAAAUGUGGGAGGGUGACCGGAGAGGGGCAGGGGCUACUAAUGUCAUCUCAUAUGUUAUACAGAUGAGGGAGCGACUUGAGAAGAUGACUGAGCUUGCCCAAGCUCAUAUGGUAGCUGCCCAGCAACAUCAGAAGGUCUGGUAUGAUCAGUCAGCUCGGGAGAGGUCAUUUGAACCUGGACAAAAGGUACUUGUACUCCUUCCAAGUAAUGACAGUAAGCUGUUAGCUAAAUGGCAAGGACCUUUUCAGAUUCAGCAGAAACUGGGAGCUACCACCUAUCGGUUGGCAACUCCAGGUCACUCUCGCUCCAGUAGAGUUUUGCAUGUAAAUCUCCUGAAGGAGUGGGUGGAGAGGCCGAAGAGAGCAGAAGUUCUUUUGAUACGGGAGAUUCAUGAGGAGGAAGAGGUAGAGGAGCAGUAUCUUCCUUCAGGUGUGCUCCAGCAUAUGGACCUUAAUCACCUUUCAGAAGAAAGACAGCUUCAGGUGAAAGAGUUAUGCAGCUCUGGGGUGUUUCAGGAGAAUCCUGGGAGGACGGAUGUUAUUGAACAUGACAUUAUGUUAAAGGAUGGAGCGUCUGUGAGACGUAUGAGUUAUAGGAUUCCAGAGCGGCUGUUAACAUCAUUGAGGAAGGAGGUGGAUUUAAUGUUGUCUCUAGGGAUCAUUGAACUAUCUAAGAGCGAGUGGUGCAACCCAGUGGUUUUGGUCCCAAAGAAGGAUAGUAGCCUGCGGUUUUGUAUUGAUUUCAGGUACUUGAAUGCCAUCUCAAAGUUCGAUUCAUACCCUACACCUAGGGUUGAUGAUUUGAUUGAGCGACUUGGGAAAGCCCAGUACCUGACGACUCUAGAUCUCUGCAAAGGCUAUUGGCAGGUACCACUUACUCAACGCUCCAGGGAACUGACUGCCUUCCGGACACCAUGGGGGCUAUUCCAGUUCACAGUCCUGCCUUUUGGUUUGCAUGGAGCCCCUGCAACAUUUCAGAGGCUGAUGGAUCGGGUACUGUGUGGUUUGUCAGAGUUCACGGCAGCAUAUCUGGACGAUAUUGUGAUUUACAGCCAAACCUGGGAGGAGCACCUCAAACAUCUAGAAAAGGUACUAGAGCGUCUCAGAGAAGCUGGCCUGACUGUUAAUUCGUCAAAAUGUGUUUUUGCCAAGGCUGAAACGGAAUACCUGGGAUUUGUCAUAGGAAAUGGGGUGAUAAAACCACAAGUGAGCAAAAUCAGUGCUAUUGAAUCCUGCAGUUUGCCACAGACAAGGAAACAACUUAGAUCAUUUCUUGGCAUGGCAGGGUUCUACCACCGAUUUAUCCCUCAUUUCUCUGCCAGGGCGUCUCCCCUCACUGAUCUAACAGGUUCUAGGUGCCCUAACCGGAUUCAGUGGACUGAGGAGGCGGAGGCAGCUUUCCAGGACAUCAGGCAAUCCCUCAGUAAGACUCCAGUCUUGUACAGCCCAGAUUUUGAGAAACCUUUUAUUCUUCAAACUGAUGCUUCUGACAGGGGUCUGGGGGCUGUUCUUCUACAGGGACCACCCAAUGAGCGACACCCAGUGGCUUUCAUUAGUCGUAAAAUGUUUCCAAGAGAGAUGAGAUAUUCAACAGUGGAAAAAGAGGCUUUAGCAAUCAAGUGGGCACUUGAUUCCCUCAAGUAUUACCUCCUAGGCCGGGAAUUUACACUGGAAACUGACCACAAGGCGCUCCAGUGGUUGGAGAAAAUGAAGGAUACGAAUGGACGAAUCACCAGAUGGUACCUUGCGAUGCAGCCAUUCCGUUUUACCAUUCAGCAUAUUGCAGGCAAGAACAACUGCACAGCGGACUAUCUUUCUCGCUGUUCCAGCUCACUGCUGAAGGGGGGGAGUAUGUGA
Messenger RNA from Oreochromis aureus, 4434 nucleotides. RefSeq lists its product as uncharacterized. The coding region runs from base 1 to 4434 and encodes 1477 amino acids. NCBI's taxonomy places the organism in Eukaryota, Metazoa, Chordata, Actinopteri, Cichliformes, Cichlidae. The record is from RefSeq and is a predicted model, not a curated record. Gene Ontology annotation, biological process: proteolysis; DNA integration. Gene Ontology annotation, molecular function: zinc ion binding; aspartic-type endopeptidase activity; nucleic acid binding. The transcript has a single exon.